This is a messenger RNA of Didymodactylos carnosus, 588 nucleotides long. The record is from the annotation of a GenBank genome assembly. Lineage: Eukaryota; Metazoa; Rotifera; Eurotatoria; Philodinida; Philodinidae.
AUGAAAGCGAAUCAAACCAGAUGUGUUACCCGCAUUCGUAACGGUAUUGAACGGGGCUUUGGAAGAUUAAAGCAAUGGAAAUUUGUUGAUUUUGUUGUUGAUACUAACUAUUUACCGACCAUUGCUAAAAUCAUGAAAAUAUUAUGUGCAGUUGACAACGCAUUUUUUACGCAGUUAAUAGAAGACAAUGAUGAAGUUCGUAUUGAAGCAGAAUGUUUAUUAAGUAAUUUAGAAUUAGAAAACAAAGUCAGGUCAUUAGAAGCCGAAACCGGUGGAUGGAGGAAGGCUAAUAUUGAUGAUAUUAAAAAUAUUAUCCCAACAUAUGACCAAAUAGAUAUUGAAAAGCAUAGUGGUGAAUAUUCUAUUCGACUAGCACACGUUUAUUUAGAUCAUAUUGAACAAGAAUGGGCAGUUUAUACACAUCAACAAUUCAGAUUAAAAAUAUCGUAUCGAGGUAUAAGACCACAGACAAUCCAAAAAAGCAUACCGUUUUUGUCCGUUCUGGUAAAAGGAAGCUUGCUGAUAUGGCUUCGUAUUGUACGUGUAAAACUGGCUUACGUACAGCUAGUGGAGAAUGUGCUCACGUAA